UUCGCGCGAUACUUGUCCUUGUGCCUGUCCUGGCAAUCUCACCAGUCCAUAUACCUACCAGUCCCAGUCAUAAUUCGAAAAUAGACUCCAAAACAUUCAUGACCAACAUAAUAUGGAAAAACUAGGACGGGCAGUUCCGUGGCGGAAGGAAAUACGGUUCUUCCCCGGCAGUUUGAACAGAGUACCCGAUAUUCUCCCACGCUUUUCCCAUCUUUCUCCCUCCCCUCUCCACUCUCUUCAACCAAGUCAUAAUUUUACUCCAGUUCAAGGAACUCCCCUGAGGAUACCUUUGCCUGGUUGCUCGCCUUGGUUGAUGGUGGGCCACGGCGCAGCCCCGUCGUCGCACAGAAGCCCCAAGCACCCGGAAGCCGAGGGUGUUCAUGCGUGCGACAAGGUUCGCCUCCCCUGGAGCCCACCCACAUCUGCACCGAAGUUUGGAACGCCACGCGCUCAGCAUCAAGCGUCGUGUUUGAGCCCUGCCUGGCGAUACAGUAGUAUUCGGAAUAUUAUUGUUUUGAGAAUUUUUUGGGACGGGGGGUUGGGAUGUAUGUGUGUGUGUGUGUGUGUGUUGCAGAGAGCUGGAAAACGAAACUUGUUUCAAGAGCUCCUCCUCCUUUCUUUUGCUCCCACCCGGAAAUAAACACCGCUGUCAAAUCGAAUCGCGGAUCGUGACGAAGAGAACGGUAAGGUAUCGGUGCUGGUAUCCUGUUUGGCAGUACUCCGUUGCCAUAUUGCAGCCGUCACGCUUGUCAGUUACUGUACGAUGCCAGGGGGGCUGCAUUCGGUCGCGGUGGAAGGAGCUCUC
Molecule: messenger RNA, 805 nt
Organism: Hyaloscypha bicolor E
Lineage: Eukaryota; Fungi; Ascomycota; Leotiomycetes; Helotiales; Hyaloscyphaceae
Exons: 2
Coding region: 113-640 (175 amino acids)
Source: RefSeq, a predicted model, not a curated record